CAGACUGAACAUGUAGGAGUUCCUGUAUGUGAAACGGAACUUCCCAAAGAAAGCCCAGUGCAACGACAGCUUAUAAUAUCCCUCUUGCAGACUCCUCCUACUGAGUUGUCCUGGGAAACACUAACAACUAGAAGAAAGUGUAGACAGUUGUCCUGUUUUUAAACGUCGAAACUAGUAGGACAGCCACACCGCCGCUUAUCCAUUUCACUCUACCGUUCAAACCUUUUAAAAGGACAUUUCGGCCCAGUACUACACAGCGGAUCCAUCUAUUAGGCCGACUAUUAUGCUUCCGAAAGCUGCUGCUCCUUCACACUGACUUUCAUCAGCUUGAGUGUCCAGCAACAUGAAACUCAGUCCACAGCAAGCUCCACUGUAUGGGCGGUGUGUUAUCACAGUGCAGCUCGCUGAUGAAGAGCUGGCUGCAAAUGAGGAGGGUGUGGACUACUUCCUGCUAUUUGCUGGCAGCACACAACAGCACCUGACUACCACCCUAAGAAGCAGUCAUGACACCUUGCAGGCACUUUGUCCUGCUCAUGACUGCUGCGAGGUGGUGUUGGUCACCUUGUGUUCUGUUAACCGAGGUAUUCCUGCGGCCCCUACAAAAUUAAAGCCCUGUCUGGGUCCUGUGGAUCUACUGGCCGAGCAUCCAUUCAGCUUUGUCCAGGAUUUGGCUUUUGACAUGGCCCAGUUCCUGGUGAGCAUGGCAGGCUGUGCUUACAGCUUCGAUGGGGCACUGUUGCUGGAUGAGUGUCAGAUUCCUCUGCAAGAGUGUGAACGUCUAGAUGAGAGCCUGGCACUGGCCCUCCACCACCUCGUACUGCCUCCAGGAUGGAGCUUACUGGGAAGCCAACUAACAAACAGCACUGACCUGAAUCCUCAGGAGACUCUGCUGCAUUUCUCAGCUCGUCGGGGUCUGUUUCGGGUUACACACUUCUUGCUGCAGCAGUCUGGAGCCAGAGAAGCCCUGCGAUUGGCCAACAGACAAGGCCACACCCCAUCUGACAUUGCAGAUUUACGAGGACAACAGCAUCUUCACAAGCUCCUCACAACGGCUGACGUGGGCACAGAGACAAACAGAGGGACUGAGAGUGGCCCGUUGGUCUCUGCAGAUACACAGGUAGUCUGCCACCUCCCCAGGCUGAACACACACACUCUGACACUAAAUAUUCACUCUGGCCACGAACCUCCGACCCUUCAAAGAAGUGUGGAGCAGCUGCUGCACAUGAUAUGCCAUCUUCAUGCCUCGGGAGCUUCUGUACUGGAGCUGCAGUUUGAUUCUCUUCACACCGACGCUGAAUGUUGUGAAGGUGUAGAAACGAAGAUAACCUGUCUUGAGCAACCGCAGCAGCCUGCUACAGCAUCAGGGUGCCUGGACGCUGAAGGAAGCUGGGUAGAAAACUGCCCAGUGAAAAACAGCAGUGUUGUUGAUUGUGGACAUGGUGAGACUGGGAAUGCAGACAAAGACUGGAGUUUGUCUGUGAGUACUCCUACGAUUGAAGAACACCCCCAGGAGCAUGGCCUCAGCCCCCCAGAGGACGGGGUGUGUCUCAGUGCAAACACUGGGAGAGAUGACUGCCAAGCAGAGGAGGAGGGAAGAGAGCAGCCUGUUGUUUCUGCCCAGAGGUUAAGUUGGUGUGACAGGAGUGAAGGAGCAGAGAGUGAGGCUGAAGCAGCAAGCCUCACUGUGGGAAUCUUGCCACUAGCAGCCUGUAGUAAACAAGCAGCGGAAACUGAUAGAGGAGAGGCUGUGAUCCAGGAAGCCGCGAAAGGAGAGGACAGAUCUGAGCAGGAAGCACAGGACAGCACAGCCAGGGAGGAGGAGACCAACUCAAAGUCAACAGAUCUAAUAAUAACGCCCAGUGGAGACACGGAAGCUUUAGUCAUGGGCCAGUCGCCGUCGUCAGAGGUUUCAGAGGUUUCAGACAUCUCUGAUUUUGAAAUGGAGUGCUCCCAGGCAGGAGAGAUUGAACCAGUGGAGGAGCUCUGUGACAAUGAGAAGGCAGAGGGUGAAGGGUUGAAAGACCCUUUAACAACCACAGGGGACCUACCAGACCAAUCGCUGAUAGACUGUGAUGAUGUAAUCGAGGAGCCUAAAUCUGUUGUUCCACAUCUCCUGAUAGAAAGCCUCCACAAGGGGGAACCUCCACCAGACAUAAACAGCCUUAAACAAAACCAGGAAACAGCUGUUAAGGAUUAUGCUACAGAGCAGCAGAGGGGCUUGGCUACAGAAACUGGCCGUCAUUCUGGGAAUAGUACUGGAACAGCAAGCAGUAAAGAGCUAGAUAGUAAAGACAUAGCCGAACCUUCUGAAUACAGUAUUGACGAACUUGGCGAUACAGCUGAUUGUCAGACUGCUGUUAAUUCCAUGGAAGACACAUGGACUGAUCAACUUGACUGUGAACCAUCGCCUAAAAUUAUGCCCAGCUCUGGUAAUGGAUAUGCUGAUCUCGAUUCAGGCAUGGCCCAUAGCCAAUCCAGUGAUGACGUUGGCAGUUUUGGAUCAGUUGAAAACUCCUUGACAGAGAUUUUUCAUCCAACUCAGGACAGUGGCACUAUGGAGAAUCAGGACUUGUUUAAAGUUAAGCUAGCUGAACUAUCCUCAGCAAGAUUCAAGAUGGAGGAACAAAAUGAUCUGAACCCUGGUGAAAGCAGUGAAGAGUCAGUAAAUGUGGGCAUGGACCCACUGCUCCCCUUGGAGCAGGGGACUGUCACUGCACUGACAGGGACAGAUUUCGACCAAACUAUCACUCAGCCUGAAUCGCAGCUGUCAACCAGCCUCCAGAUAAUGAAGACUUUGAGUGCUGAGGGAACAGGAGAGAACCUCACCCCAGAACUCUUCAAAGAGGAAGAUCUAUUAUUAGUUCUGGCGUUGUCAGAGAGUGGGGAUCCUCCAGUGGUGGAGGUCGAUGAAAGUGAACAUGGAGAGGCCCUGGACAGCACUGACCCGAAUGCAGCGACUGAGCAUGCUGCAUCAGAGAUCACCACAGUGGUCUUACUUGAACCUAAUUCAUCUGUUGCAGAAGAGAACGAGGAUUCUGGCCCAGUUGGAGAAGUUCAUCAGUCAACAGAGGCUAACGUGGUGGCCACCAUGGAGGAGAGUGGAAACAUGCUAAUUGUGCUACCGAAACAGGAUCAUUCAGAGAUGACAGCAGAUGAAUUGUCACCUGAUAAUGGAUUAAGGCACUCAGAAAAUUGGAUAAAUGUGUCUUCAUCACAGGGUGUCACUUCAGUUUCUGACAGUGCACCUUCUCCAAACAAAGAAGUAUCCAGUGAACCACUUGUUGAGAAUAGGUUGAAUGAAAAUCCAGAGACUUUUGACACAAUGGAUGGCGCCUCAGACAGCCACAACAAUGCAGUCCAAGAGGUGGAAGUCAUCAAGUCUGAAGACAUUGUAAUUGGUUCAGGGGAGGAAGAAAAUGGCCCAGCAGCAGGAACAUACGUCUCCAUGAUCCACCGAGACAGAGAGGUGUUGUUUCAUCAGCCCUGCAACAUUCAGCAUUCAGACUCUUCAGCGUGCCCCAGUUUGCCUAGUAGGACUACCAGUUGUCCUGCCACAGCUCACAGAGAUUCUGGCAGCGACAUAGAAAGCUUUCUGAACACAGAGGCGGGAUAUGACUGCAUCUUCAGAAAGAAUGAUGAACCAGUGACAGGAGGAGACAGUACCAGCGAGGUGUCCAUCUCCUGCUCCUCAACCGACGACACCACCAGCAUCGACCCAUUCAGCUCCAGUCCUGAGGGCAUCCAGGGACUGGACCUCAGUUGGGCUGCAGAAGAGGGCCUCCAGACUGGAGCUACUGCCACUGCAGGACUGGAUGGUGGUGGUAGUGGAGGAGGAAGAGCAGGAGAAGCUGAAGAAGAGGCCAAAGACAGAGUGACAGAGGUUCCGCAGCGCUAUUGUUUCCUCCGGAACAGCAUCCGUUCUCUGUCACCUCUUCGCCGCCACAGCUGGGGUCCUGGAAAGAACAACGGAGGAGAAGCAGAGAUGAACCAGAGGAGUUCCACCCGUAGCCCUAGUGAGGGGAAGCCAACCUUUCACAGGAGAAGCUACAGCUUGGAGGGGCUCAGUGGGGUCCAAGAGGAGCUAAGAGCCCCCACCAUCCAGGGGCCCCGAAUCCUGGAGCCUACAAGGGUACCCCAAAAUGACAGUAAUGACAUAGGCUCCUUGGUUUCUCUGACAGAGGAGCAGGCGGAACUCAGGGAGCGUGGCAGAUUUCAUGACCUGAAAUCAAGACGCUAUCGACCUCUGCAAAACAGCUGUCCUCUUAUGACCCUGCCUCUUACCAAGUCUGUAUCCAUGCUGGCCAUCAGCCAGAGAGACAUUGAUGGUAUGAGGUCAGUUUCCAGCACCUCUGGGUCACUAGCAUACAGUAUAUCAGAGGAGGAGCCUGGGCCUCUGCGGAGCGACCAUGAGGGAAAGGGUGUGACAAAAGUCAGCCGGACCUUCAGCUACAUCAGGAGCAAGAUGUACAAAAAGACCAGGGAAAAGGAGCGAGAGAAGAGGGACAAAGACAAGGAGGGCAAGGAGAAGGACAAGAAGACUGUCAAUGGUCAUGUAUUCACAUCAGUCAGCUUGGGCCAGGCGGUUCAGUGUUCCCAGUGUAACAAGGCUUUCAACAGCAAAGAGGCUUUCCACUGCAUACAUUGUAAUGCUUCCGUCCACAAGGGCUGCAGGGACAGCCUGCCUAUUUGUGCAAAGCUGCCCAAGCAGCAGUUUGCAGUGCCAGAUUCAACCAGUCUUCCUACAGUCACAAUGAGGAACAAAUCUGGUGGGACGAGGGAGCGUCCCCGGUCAGCCAUCUUGUCCCCAGAAGACCAUUCAUCACUGACAAUCCCAUCAUCACAGAGGCAAACCAGCAUCAUGGCUUUCCAUGGCAACAACCUGUCCAAGAGUCUCUCCAUAAGCAACAUCGCCGGUCCAGUGUUUGAUGAAAUUCCCAUUAAAGGCCUGCGAUAUCUCUCCCAGUCUACUGACUCCCUCAACAGAACCAACCAGGUCACAGAAUCCAUGGAAUCACUCACUGAUGAAGGGACGGAGAUGAUGGACGGGCAGCUAAUGGGGGAGUUUGAGCCAGAGGCCAAGGAGCUAGAGGCUGAUUCAUGGAGUUUAGGUGUGGAGCAGCAGUACCUGCAGCAGCUGGACAAAGAGCUGGUGAAGAGACAAGAUGUCAUCUAUGAGCUGAUGCAGACAGAGAUGCAUCACAUCCGGACGUUACGCAUCAUGUCGGAAGUCUACAGCAAAGGCCUACAGAAGGAGCUGCAGCCGGGGCUAAUGAUGGUAGAGAAGCUGUUCCCUGCUCUAGAAGAGCUCCUGGAGUUCCACACACAGCACCUCCAGCGCCUCCUGGAGAGGAAGAGAGAAUGCCAGCUGGAGGGGGGAAGUUUGGAGGGAGUAGUUCUCAUCAACAGGAUAGGAGACAUCCUGGUCAGCCAGUUCUCAGGAUCCAACCGUGAAAGUAUGAAGAGGAUUUACGGAAUAUUCUGUAGCCGCCACAAUGAAGCUGUCAACUUCUACAAGGAGCAACUGACCAAAGACAAACGCUUCAAAGCUUUCAUCAAAAAAAAGAUGAGUAGCAGCAUUGUGCGGAGGCUUGGUAUCCCAGAAUGCAUCUUGUUGGUGACCCAGAGGAUAACAAAGUACCCGGUGCUGAUUCAGAGAAUGCUACAGCACACUAAAGAAAGCGAGGAAGACUACAACGACCUGACAGAGGCUGUUCGGCUCGUGAAGGAGGUGAUCACAGCGGUUGAUAACCAAGUGAAUGAGCAUGAGAAGAAAUGCCGUCUGAAGGAAUUCCACAGCCGCAUGGAGAGCAAGUCCAUCAUGAUGAUGAAGAACGGUCAGAUUUUUGCUAGGCAGGAUCUGCUGAGGCGAAGGUUGAUCCACGAUGGAGCUUUGCAGCUGAAGAACAAUCAAGGGAGACUGAAGGACAUCCAUGCUCUGCUCCUAUCGGAUGUCCUUGUCUUCCUCCAAGAAAAAGACCAGAAAUAUGUCUAUGCCAUGCUGGACCAGCGCUCCACGGUCAUCUCCCUCCAGAAGCUGAUCGUCAGGGAGGUCGCUAACGAAGAGCGUGGCCUCUUCCUCAUCACAGCAGGCAUCGAGAAGCCAGAGAUGAUGGAGGUCCUGGCCAGCUCAAAGGAUGAACGCAACACCUGGAUGCAGCUCAUCCAGGAAACCAUGCAGUCUAUAGAGAAGGAUGAGGACGAAGGGAUUCCCAGUGAGAUGGAAGACGACAAGAGACAACUGGAGACUAAAGCUAAGGAGAUGAGAGAUUUAUUGAGACAGAAGGACAGAGAGAUUAUUUCUCUACUGGAAGAAAAGGUGCGGCUCUUCAGGGGGAUGUGGGAGGGCUUGAACCUAGGCGAGGAGGCCUGCCAGCAGGUUGAACCAUUCUUCAGGUCAGCCAGCAGCCUGGAGCCGCCUAGGGGCUCGUCCAUCAUGAAGGAUGCCCUGCAGGAAGUGGAGACAUUACAGGAGCUUGUGAAUCAUAGCCUGGGCGGGGCAAUGGCCAGUGUCCAGGGGGGAGGAGGCACAGGACCUGUGUCUUUGCCCCGUCGUGCUGAGACCUUCGGAGGAUUCGACAGUCACCAGAUGCACAACAGUAAGAGUGGAGACCUAGACGAGAGCGAAGAUAUGGUGGCAGAUCUGCGCAGGACAGAGUCCGACAGUGUUUUAAAGAAGGGAAGAAAUGCCAACCUGCUGCUGCUACUGAAGAGGAACAGUGAGUUAGUCCUCCACAGUGUCUCCAAUCUUCAUCUCCUGCUCAGCACUCUGCAGGCGGUGGUCAUCCAGCAGGACAGUUUCAUAGAGGACCAGCGACAGGCCCUGAGUGAGCGCGCCUCCUCCUGUAUGUCUUUAUCACGGUCGUCCUCACGGCCCAGUUCCCUGAUUGAACAAGAGAAGCAGCGCAGCCUGGAGAAGCAGCGACAGGAGCUUGCCUCCCUGCAGAGACAGCAGACCGCUCAUGCUGAGGAGAGGAGAAAGAGGGAGAAGGAGUUGGAACUCAGGGAACGGCAGUUGACUGAACGGGAGGUGCUGCUGCACAUACAGGAGGAGGAGCUACAGAAGCAGUACAAGGAGCUAGAGGAGGAGAAGCAGGAGCUGCAGAGUAAGAAGGAGGAGUACCAGAAAGACCUGGAGCGGCUGAGAGACACCCAGAGGAAGCUGGAGAGGGACAGAGAAGUUGUGCAGCAGCAGUUCAACAAGAUGGAGGAGAUCCAUCUCGCUGAGAGAACUCCCUCUGUGACAUCUGAUGAAUCCCAGUUUCCUGGCAGCCCCCAGUCUCUGGAGCUGGACUCGCUGGAACUGUGCUCCUCCUCUUCCUCCUCUUUGCCCAGGCUGCAGCCCCAGUGGUCUAAGCCCAAAGGGAAAGGCCUCCAUCUAUUCACCUCAUCUUCAACUAACACCAACAUCAAGGGCAGCGAAGCCAACAACCAGAUCUCAAAGAGCCUGCUGCAGCUGGCCAAGAACAAGAGCAAAGAGGGAAAGGAGAAGAAGAAGAAGAAGAAGGGCAAAGGGGGGAGUGCGCAGACAACAGAUCCCCAGCAUCUCCCAGAGCCCCCUCUGGAUGGAGAGAUCUACUUCUGCUGAGAUGUGGCUCUCCUCAUCAUCAUCAUCAUCAUCACAUCAUGUCAUUUUGACAUGUAGAAGAAUGUGGUACUCCCAAGUAGUAAAACAUUCAUCUACAGACUUAAUACUGCAGUGUACUACCAGAAUCCCUGCACUUUUGAAAUAAGUUUGAAGAGACUUUUAUUAUCAUGGUGUAAAGCAGUUUAACAUUACAUGCAAGAAGAAGACAUACAAUAUGUAUUUUUUUGCAUUUUUAACUCAAAGACCACUUCUUUUAGUUUCUGUAAACUAGAAUAUAUUAGAGAUUCUAUUUUAUGUGCAAGUACAGUAUGUACCUACAGUUGCAGUGCAUUAAAAUAGGGAACAGAGAUUAGCUGUGCAAUUUGGGGUAUUUUCUGUCCAAAAACGCUGUUUCCUUUUCCAAAGAAGGCAUUAGAAGUUCUUCAUUUUGAAGACAAAUUAUACAGUUAUGACAGCUCUGUGUCACAAAAGCAUUUCACAAUGAAUUCUGUCACAAUCUCUACCAAGCAUGUCGUGUCCUUCCCUGCCUUUCUCUUUUCAUGUCUGUUUUGGCCCCCAGUAUGCUGUGUUUUGUCAUUUCUGUGUGGCUUUAAUUAUAUGUAGAAAAGACACAGACAUUUCCAGAUGUCACCUGGAAACAGAUGUGACUGUGAACAAGCUCAACGUGGCACUGGAAGCUCCUCAUCCUUAAUCUUCGUCACUGAUAGAACCACGCAGGAACAUGUGUCCUAGCAACAUUACUUUAUCCACAAAAGUCUAGUGUGUCAUUUCCUACUGAAAGAAAAUCAUUGCCUGACAUUCCUGUGCUCACUGUUUGAAAAGCAGAUGGAACAUUGACUGAGGUUGUCUCUGGUCUGUAAGCAAAAUGGAACUGGCAUGUGACAACUGCAGUAAUCCUCUAUAACAACAUUAUGCCAUCAGUUAUGUUUCUUGGUGAGGUUUUAAUUUAUUUGAAUUAUGGAUAUCUGCAUUCUGGAGUGAAACUCUCCACAGAUGUGUGAAUCUGUUUUUCCAGGCGUAACGGUAAUGAAAAGACUGAGACAUAUCUCCCUGUGUCUAAUGGCUCAAUUCAUAUCCUUUAGUGUGUUUUAGAGCCUUGGAUGGAUAUUAACUUGAUCCUCGCUUUAUCUGCCUUUCAGUGGGCUUUUAUGCAGCCCAUUUCAUUUUUUAUCUGAGCGCCAACGAUGGGGCUUUCCUUCGUCUUUUUUUAAUUGCAUGUAACUCUGCAGGUAGCAUACUAAUGGCUUCUGUCUGUUAAAGAGUUCAGCUUUCUACUUCAACCUCCCUCUUUCAGUUCUGCAAAUAGACUCUAGAUGCACACAGUUGAUGGGUUUUAAGAAUUGGAGACGGGACAAAGGAGCUGGUCAGAGGAAAUGAGAAAGGGCAUUUCCAAAACACCAAAUGAUGUUAUAGUAUGUGUUCCUGUUUAAAGACUAAGCUGCUUGAGCCUCUGAUCAUUUAAAAUUAAUCAGCACUCAUCAGUGUUGCACUUUGGUCCUAUAAUGUUGAGGCAUUUUUUUAAUCAGUAUGAAAGAUCAGGAGUUCUUUGAUCAAGGGCACUGAUGCUCAUAAAAUGCAAUGAUAAUCCAAAGUGAUACAGUGUGUUCAAGUACAAAAAAGAUGCUGUGGUUCCACUGUGUUAGUGUUAAAACUAGAAAUGGGCUCAUAUCUUUUAUGUAAUGUUUCCAAGAUGUCCUGAGUGGCCUGUCUUAAUUUUUUAGCCUGUGUUUUAGCCCCAUUACACCCAGACUAUGGGCCACACAACUACCAGCAGGACAGGUAGGAAGUGCAAAGUAGUUUUAAAAAAAGCCCUUUUCCAGUGAAUUACAGAGCAGCAUCAUUGAACUACUGCCUUACAGCCUCUUUUGUCUCAUGUUUAAGAGCUUGUUUGUUAACUUACCGUCUGUGUUGAGGAUUUGACUAUAUGUCCUGGCUGGCGUAUUAUAAUGUGUUUUCUAAGAGGCUUACAGUACCAGACAAUUAGUUGCUUCAUGUCUUUGUUUAUGGAUUUGGUGUAAUCUGAAACUGAGGAAUAUUUUUUGUUUUAGGUGUUUUGACUACUAGGGAGCACUACACCUAUGACUAAAUGUGUUCCCUCCCUCACAUAACAACAACCCAACAGUAUGUAAUUGCUUUUAAAAAAAAUUAUUUUAUUAAAUAUUCUUCCUGCUGUGCAAAAUGCACAUUUUGCACAGCAGGAAGAAUGUACAUUUUGCACAGCAGGUUAUUGCUGUGCAGAGAUAAUGUAAUGAGCAUGGGCUCCCACAUUCUGUGGCAUUUUCCCCAUGACAUUUGUAAUUGACUGCAGAAACAGAUAAGUUGUUAGAGAUUGUAAUUGGUUAUUCAGUGAAACCGAUCAGCAGCAGCAGCUUUAAAAUGGGUUUAAAAAAAGGUUAGAGGGAGCGACCCAGCAGAACCAUAAACCUCUUUGUGUAAGGGACAAUCAGCGGGCAUGAGUCAGGAAAAUAAACUCCCUCCACUGAUGCUGAUAGGCCUGUCAAUGAGACAAACGUGUCCAUCAAGUGAAGCCUGCAUAGCCUUAAAUCUUAACAAUGAAAUGCACUAAAGUAGAACCCAGCAUCUUCUCAAGACGGAGAGGAGAGCUCUUAUACCUCUGCUUUGAAACGAAGGACAUGUUUGUACUAUAAAAAAUGGUACACAGUUUAACUUUCAAUGUAAAAAUGGCAAAUGUGUAAAUGACUUAUGUAUAAAACAAAUCAAAUGUUUUAAAAAAACCAUUCCACUUGAUUUAUUGCAACAUUUUGUAAGAAUGUUUUGUUUUAUUCCCACUCUUGGUGUGUUGAACA
Molecule: messenger RNA, 10392 nt
Organism: Monopterus albus (swamp eel)
Lineage: Eukaryota; Metazoa; Chordata; Actinopteri; Synbranchiformes; Synbranchidae
Gene: akap13a
Product: A-kinase anchoring protein 13
Exons: 39
Coding region: 344-7585 (2413 amino acids)
Biological process (GO): regulation of Rho protein signal transduction; positive regulation of canonical NF-kappaB signal transduction; adrenergic receptor signaling pathway
Cellular component (GO): plasma membrane; actin cytoskeleton
Molecular function (GO): MAP kinase scaffold activity; guanyl-nucleotide exchange factor activity
Source: RefSeq, a predicted model, not a curated record